This is a messenger RNA of Clarias gariepinus (North African catfish), 380 nucleotides long. RefSeq lists its product as uncharacterized. The transcript has 3 exons. Bases 21 to 380 code for a protein of 119 amino acids. The record is from RefSeq and is a predicted model, not a curated record. Lineage: Eukaryota; Metazoa; Chordata; Actinopteri; Siluriformes; Clariidae.
GCAGGUGACUGACAGGAGCGAUGAGAGAGAAACAAAGCAGAACUAAUCCCGCUCAAAAAGCAGCCGGGAAAAGAAUCCUCUUCACAGGACCUGGCGGAGUUAAGGAUUACCACAUCACACUGUGUGAUUUCCCGCACAGCAUCGGCAUUGGCCCCUUGCCUUCAGGAGCCACGGGGGAUUUAAAUUACCUCCUCCGGCCUGCACCGGAUGCACCACCACCGCUGCCCAAGCACUGCUACGUUGGAGAAGUGGGAUGGGGCAUUGAGCAUGGAGUCAAACUCAAUACCAGGACUUUACUCAGCAACACACAGAUCAAGCGUUCUGGGUUUAACUUGGCCAUGGAGGACAGGAUUUCUCAGAUCAUACAGGAAACAUGGUAA